AUGUCGGGGGUGCAUGUCCCUGUUGGUCACCCGCCGGUGGUCUUCUGCACGCCAGGGAACAGGGACUUGUGCGAGAAGAUCGUUGCGCACUUGAGCUGGACCAUAGGGAAGGCCCGUUUCCGCACCUUUGCGAACGGAGAGAUCUCUGUCAAGCUGGAGCAGUCAGUGUCCAACUAUGAUGUGUUUGUGGUGUGUGCGCGAGAUGACUUCGAGUGUGAGAUCAACUUCAUGCUCAUGCAGUUACUGAUCAUGCUGGACGCGCUGAAGUCGGAGUCUCCUCACCGAAUCACUGUGGUACUGCCUUGCGUGGAGUAUGCUCGGCAGGAUCGAAAGUUCGAGGCUGGAGAAGCAAUCGCCCCUAAGCUCUUGCUCCACCUGAUGGCGACGGCGGGCGCAGACCGUUUCGUCACCAUUGACUUGCACAACCAGGCAGAAGCUGGCUUUAGCCCAGCACAGGCCGCGCUUGAUGAAUUGACCUGUGAGAAAUACCUUGGAGCCUUUAUUCGGGAAGCGAUCCCGGGCUUCAAGCCGGAGGAGACGUUGGUUUGUGCCACCGACGCUGGGGGUGCCAAGCGGACAAGGAAAAUGGCAGAUGAGUUGCAGGUCGGAUUCAUGAUGGCCGACAAGUUUAGGCCCAAAGCAGGCGAAGUCGGCCAGGUGAAGAUCAUCUCAGACGCAUCCUUGAACCCCUCGGAUGUCAUCAUUGUGGAUGACAUGUUCGACACCUGCGGCAGCUUAGUCAAAGUUGUUGAGGCAGUCCGGAACUUUGCCCCAGAGGCUCGAAUCUACGCCGUGGGGACUCAUGGCUACUUCUCCAAGGAUGCCAGCGAGCGCGUCGCGAAAAUGAUCGCUGACCUCGGGCUGGAGUGGGUGGCAGUCACCAACUGCAUCUCUCAGCGGAUGCCACUUCAGAAGUUCCAGAAGCUUGGAAUUGGAGAGAGGUUGAAAGUUGUGGAUAUCUCAAGACUGGUUGCUGGAGCCAUCAUUAGGAUCCACCUGGGAGCCAGCGUGAACCUGCCGAAGUUCAGACAACUGGGGCCAAUGAAUCCAGACCCGCUGCUUGCAGAAGCAGCUUUCGUGCCAACAACACAAUACACGCUGCGGGGCGCAUCUGCACCGGUGCCGCAGAGUGCGGAGACAUAG
Messenger RNA from Symbiodinium natans, 1143 nucleotides. Lineage: Eukaryota; Dinophyceae; Suessiales; Symbiodiniaceae. The record is from the annotation of a GenBank genome assembly.